Molecule: messenger RNA, 2394 nt
Organism: Lucilia sericata (common green bottle fly)
Lineage: Eukaryota; Metazoa; Arthropoda; Insecta; Diptera; Calliphoridae
Gene: CkIIalpha
Product: casein kinase II subunit alpha
Exons: 4
Coding region: 978-1988 (336 amino acids)
Biological process (GO): protein phosphorylation
Cellular component (GO): protein kinase CK2 complex; nucleus; cytosol
Molecular function (GO): ATP binding; protein serine/threonine kinase activity
Source: RefSeq, a predicted model, not a curated record
GUAUUGAUAAAUUUUGUAGUCAUUUUAACACUCAUCGAAAAUUUCGAUAACAAGAAUAAUCGGUCAACUUAAGAUAACUCUGGGUGACGUACACGUUGCCUAGUUCAGAUAAAUUAAGUGAAGGAACUAAAUUACAAGUUAAUUUAUGUAUUAAAUUAUCAUCUUUAAUUAAAUAAAUUUCAUUUGAGUUUAUCAUUCACCACUAUUACACAAAAUUUAAUUAUCCAAAAAAUUUUCUCCGGUGUGUUGCCUUCUCACAUCGUUUAAUUGUAUAUAUUUUUCUCUUUCAUUAACAUACAGUUUCUGAGUGUCGACUCUGUCAUUUAUAUUGCAUUAGGUUGUAAAGAAUUAUGAGUGUGUGUGCUUUUUCUUAUAAGUGAAACGAGUGAAGGAAGUUACGCUGGUUUUUCUCUUUUAUUUUUCAUUUUGCUAAAAAAAUCGGUGCGGCUACACAAGAAAAAUAAAAUAUAUCUUAAAAAAGUGUCCAUUGGUGAAUUUUUAGAGGACAAAAUAAGCAUUUGCAUGAAAAGACUUUCAGUGUGUAGCCGUAAAGCCAGACACAGCAGAGCAGUUCAAAAAUUCGUCCACAGUCCACGCGUUUACCAUUUAUAUAUGUUUCAAAACGCUCGUCAUUAGCCAAUAUAGCCAGGUAUCCAACACUUAACUGUUGUCUGCUGUUCGUUUCUUACAGCAGACAUUUAAAAUCAGCCUCCUGUAGGAAAAUAGGAAGCGCGUUUCCACCGACUACAUUGGUUUCGGCAAACUUUAAUCAUUUGCAUUGCAGAGGAAGAAGAAGCAACUCAAUUUCGGAAGAACCCAAGACACCUUUGGGGCAAAGACAAGAGAAGAUAAAAACAAAAUUAUUGGAUUUAAGAUCUUUUUGUCAGCAGUCUCCGAACAUUUGGGAGCAUUCGUUAACUGAAUCAUCUUCAUCAGAUUACAAGACAGAUUCAUCAGUUGAAUUCGACACUGCAACAAUGACCCUACCGAGCGCCGCUCGCGUUUAUACGGAUGUGAAUGCACAUAAGCCGGAUGAGUAUUGGGACUAUGAAAACUAUGUGGUCGAUUGGGCUAAUCAGGAUGAUUAUCAAUUAGUACGAAAAUUGGGACGUGGCAAAUAUUCCGAAGUAUUUGAAGCUAUAAAUAUUACUAACAACGAAAAGUGUGUUGUAAAGAUAUUGAAGCCUGUUAAGAAGAAGAAGAUUAAGCGUGAGAUUAAAAUUUUGGAAAAUUUACGCGGGGGCACCAACAUUAUAACUUUGCUAGCUGUGGUUAAGGAUCCAGUUUCUCGCACUCCAGCCCUCAUUUUUGAGCAUGUCAACAAUACAGAUUUUAAACAAUUGUAUCAAACACUUACAGAUUAUGAAAUUCGUUACUACCUAUUUGAGCUAUUAAAGGCACUCGAUUACUGUCACAGCAUGGGCAUAAUGCAUCGUGACGUAAAACCUCACAACGUAAUGAUUGAUCACGAAAAUCGCAAAUUGCGACUGAUUGAUUGGGGUCUAGCCGAAUUCUAUCACCCCGGACAGGAAUACAAUGUUCGCGUUGCCUCACGUUAUUUUAAGGGACCCGAAUUGCUGGUUGACUACCAGAUGUAUGACUAUUCAUUAGAUAUGUGGUCGCUGGGUUGCAUGUUGGCCUCGAUGAUCUUCCGCAAAGAGCCCUUCUUUCACGGUCAUGAUAACUACGAUCAGCUGGUGCGUAUUGCUAAAGUGCUGGGCACUGAAGAGCUUUACGCCUAUUUGGAUAAGUACAACAUCGAAUUGGAUCCCCGAUUCCAUGACAUCUUGCAGAGACACUCUCGCAAGCGAUGGGAACGUUUUGUUCACUCCGACAACCAGCAUCUUGUAUCACCAGAAGCCCUUGAUUUUCUCGACAAGCUUUUGCGUUACGAUCACGUCGAACGGCUAACUGCCCGUGAGGCCAUGGCACAUCCGUAUUUCGCACCCAUUGUUAACGGCCAAAUGAAGUCGAAUAACCAGCAAUAGGAUUAAAAAGUCGAAAUUAGGAUGAAUGUAGUGUGGAAGUGUGUUAACCAGUCAUCAUCACGCCGUAUUACAGAAUCAGAUAAAAGGAUUGACAAGUUGUAGACAAUUUAUCAUUACAAAAUUAAACUCAAAUUUAUACUAUAUAUAAACAGCAUCAAUAAAACAUAACAAAAGAGAAUAUAACGGCAAUACAAAAAAUCCGCAUAAAUGCAAAAAUUCUCCAUUGUUUGAUGAUGAUGGUGGUGUGUGCAUUCUAUUAAACCAAUAUUGAAUUAUAAUUAAGAGCAGUAACUGCGUUUAAGCAAAAUCCAUUUAACUGAUAAUAUUUAUACAAAAAAUUAAAAUAAUAAAUAAAGAAAUCCAAAAUCAAGAAUAAAUUUAAAUAAAAAAGAAACAUGGAAAAGAA